Molecule: messenger RNA, 492 nt
Organism: Ornithodoros turicata
Lineage: Eukaryota; Metazoa; Arthropoda; Arachnida; Ixodida; Argasidae
Exons: 1
Coding region: 1-492 (163 amino acids)
Source: RefSeq, a predicted model, not a curated record
AUGACAUUGCAUGAUGACGUCCUUUCGUCCAUACGGCCUGACAACGCUUAUGAUACGUUGAAGUCUGCCAUUAUUUCGCGCUCGACGAUUUCGGAGCGAGCGAGGAUACAGCAGCUCCUUGCGACUGAAGAGCUUGGUGACCGCCGUCCGUCGCAGCUCCUGCAUCGGAUGAAACAGCUCCUGGGAGAUCGAUCACGCGACCACUCCGCGAUCCUCCGCGAGCUCUUCCUCAACCGCCUUGCUCAAGAUGUGCGACUCAUCUUGGCUGGGAACGACGAUGUUGCCUUAGACCGUUUGGCCGACCUCGCUGACCGCAUCACAGAUUAUGUUUCAGCCAGCGUGGCAACAGUGCGUUCCCCUGCAGCCGCGCCACCUCCGGCAACUAGUGAACUGGAAGCUGCCAUCGCACGUUUGGCGGGGGAGAUGGAAAAAAUGUCGACGCAACUGGCUGAUCUGCAAGCUAAUCUUUACGGCCAAACUCGCAGGCCCUGA